This is a messenger RNA of Paralichthys olivaceus (Japanese flounder), 470 nucleotides long. Lineage: Eukaryota; Metazoa; Chordata; Actinopteri; Pleuronectiformes; Paralichthyidae. The record is from RefSeq and is a predicted model, not a curated record.
CCGAGAACCUGGUGGUCCGCCGCGGUCAGGAGUUCGUCCUCAGAAUCACCUUCAGUCGGGGGCUGACGCCACAGGACGACUUCCAGCUCGAGUUCAUGAUUGGCUCCAACCCUGAUGCCAGUAAAGGCUCCCUGAUCGUGGUGCCGUUCGGGUCCCGUCAUGGCGGCCCGUGGUCAGGCCAGAUCCUGGAGACUCAGGGGGAGAGGGUGAUGGUCGGCAUCACCCCGACGGCAGACGCCAUCGUGGGGAAGUUCCGUAUGUACGUGGCCAUCGACGUGAACAGCGGCCUCCGGAGGACCAGCAGGGACACCAGCACCGACCUCUACCUGCUCUUCAACGCCUGGUGUCCCGACGACGCUGUGUUUCUCCCAGAUGAGAACGAGCGGAGGGAGUACGUCCUCAACGACUACGGUGUCAUCUACCAGGGCACCGCCGGAGCGGUGGCACAUCGUACCUGGAUGUAUGGACAG